GCUAGCCCCGGCCGCGGCUCCCAGACGGGCUCUCUGAGUCCCUCUCCGAGAGCCGGGCGGGCACGCGUCAUUGUGUUACCUGCGACCGGCCCGCGAGCUGGGUUCGGGUUGUUUUUUUUUUUCCUCCCCUCCCUCCCUCCUCUCUAAGCAGCUGAUCUGAAAGGGAAUAAAAGGCUGCGCAUAAUCAUAAUAAUAAAAGAAGGGGAGCUCGAGAGAAGGAAAGAAAGCCGGGAGGUGGAAGAGGAGGGGGAGCGCCUCAAAGAAGCGAUCAGAAUAAUAAAAGGAGGCCUGGCUCUUUGCCUUCUGGAACGGGCCGCUCUUGAAAGGGCUUUUGAAAAGUGGUGUUGUUUUCCAGUCGUGCAUGCUCCAAUCGGCGGAGUAUAUUAGAGCCGGGACGCGGCGGCCGCAGGGGCAGCGGCGACGGCAGCACCGGCGGCAGCACCAGCGGCAGCACCAGCGCGAGCAGCAGCGGCGGCGGCGGCGGCGUCCCGAGUGCCCGCGGCGCGCGGUGCAGCGAUGCGGUCCCCACGGACGCGCGGCCGGCCCGGGCGCCCCCUGAGCCUCCUGCUCGCCCUGCUCUGCGCCCUGCGAGCCAAGGUGUGCGGGGCCUCCGGCCAGUUUGAGUUGGAGAUCCUUUCCAUGCAGAACGUGAACGGGGAGCUGCAAAACGGGAACUGCUGCGGCGGCGCCCGGAACCCGGGGGACCGCAAGUGCUCCCGCGACGAGUGUGACACGUACUUCAAAGUGUGCCUCAAGGAGUACCAGUCGCGCGUCACGGCCGGGGGGCCCUGCAGCUUCGGCUCGGGGUCCACGCCUGUCAUCGGGGGCAACACCUUCAACCUCAAGGCCAGUCGCGGCAACGAACGCAACCGCAUCGUGCUGCCUUUCAGUUUUGCCUGGCCGAGGUCCUACACUUUGCUUGUGGAGGCGUGGGAUUCCAGCAAUGACACUGUCCAACCCGACAGCAUUAUUGAAAAGGCUUCUCACUCAGGCAUGAUCAACCCCAGCCGGCAGUGGCAGACGCUGAAGCAGAACACGGGGGUUGCCCACUUUGAGUAUCAGAUCCGCGUGACCUGUGAUGACUAUUACUAUGGCUUCGGCUGCAAUAAGUUCUGCCGACCCAGAGACGACUUCUUUGGCCACUAUGCCUGCGACCAGAAUGGCAACAAAACUUGCAUGGAAGGCUGGAUGGGCCCUGAAUGUAACAAAGCUAUUUGCCGGCAGGGCUGCAGCCCCAAGCAUGGGUCUUGCAAACUCCCAGGUGACUGCAGGUGCCAGUAUGGCUGGCAGGGCCUGUACUGUGACAAGUGCAUCCCACACCCAGGGUGCGUCCACGGCACCUGUAACGAGCCCUGGCAGUGCCUCUGUGAGACUAACUGGGGUGGUCAGCUCUGCGACAAAGAUCUCAACUACUGCGGGACCCACCAGCCGUGUCUCAAUGGGGGAACUUGUAGCAACACGGGGCCUGACAAAUAUCAGUGUUCAUGCCCCGAGGGGUAUUCAGGACCCAACUGUGAAAUUGCGGAACACGCCUGCCUCUCUGAUCCCUGCCACAACAGAGGCAGCUGCAAGGAGACCUCCCUGGGGUUUGAGUGUGAGUGUUCUCCGGGCUGGACCGGCCCCACGUGCUCCACAAACAUUGAUGACUGUUCUCCAAAUAACUGUUCCCACGGGGGCACCUGCCAGGACUUGGUUAACGGAUUUAAGUGCGUGUGCCCGCCCCAGUGGACAGGCAAAACGUGCCAGUUAGAUGCAAAUGAAUGCGAGGCCAAACCUUGUGUAAAUGCCAAAUCCUGUAAGAAUCUGAUUGCCAGCUACUACUGUGAUUGCCUCCCGGGCUGGAUGGGUCAGAAUUGUGACAUAAAUAUUAAUGACUGCCUCGGCCAAUGUCAGAAUGACGCCUCCUGUCGGGAUUUGGUUAAUGGUUAUCGCUGUAUCUGUCCACCUGGCUAUGCAGGCGAUCACUGUGAGACAGACAUCGAUGAGUGUGCCAGCAACCCCUGUCUCAACGGGGGUCACUGUCAGAACGAAAUCAACAGAUUCCAGUGUCUGUGUCCCACUGGUUUCUCUGGAAACCUCUGUCAGCUGGACAUCGAUUAUUGCGAGCCCAACCCCUGCCAGAACGGUGCCCAGUGCUACAACCGUGCCAGCGACUAUUUCUGCAAGUGUCCCGAGGACUAUGAAGGCAAGAACUGCUCCCACCUUAAAGACCACUGCCGCACCACCCCCUGUGAAGUGAUUGACAGCUGCACGGUGGCCAUGGCCUCCAAUGACACGCCUGAAGGGGUGCGCUAUAUUUCCUCCAAUGUCUGCGGUCCCCACGGGAAGUGCAAGAGUCAGUCUGGAGGCAAAUUCACCUGUGACUGUAACAAAGGCUUCACUGGAACGUACUGCCAUGAAAAUAUUAACGACUGUGAGAGCAACCCCUGUAAAAAUGGUGGCACUUGCAUCGAUGGUGUCAACUCCUACAAGUGUAUCUGCAGUGGUGGCUGGGAGGGCGCCUACUGUGAGACCAAUAUUAACGACUGCAGCCAGAACCCCUGCCACAACGGGGGCUCGUGUCGUGACCUGGUCAACGACUUUUACUGCGACUGUAAAAACGGGUGGAAAGGCAAGACCUGCCACUCACGUGACAGCCAGUGUGACGAGGCUACGUGCAACAAUGGUGGCACCUGCUAUGACGAGGGGGACGCUUUCAAGUGCAUGUGUCCCGGAGGCUGGGAAGGAACGACCUGUAACAUAGCCCGAAACAGUAGCUGCCUGCCUAACCCCUGCCACAAUGGGGGCACCUGUGUGGUCAACGGCGAGUCCUUCACGUGUGUCUGCAAAGAAGGCUGGGAGGGGCCCAUCUGUACGCAGAAUACCAAUGACUGCAGUCCUCAUCCCUGCUACAACAGUGGCACGUGCGUGGAUGGAGAGAACUGGUACCGCUGUGAGUGCGCCCCCGGCUUCGCUGGGCCCGACUGCAGGAUAAACAUCAACGAAUGCCAGUCUUCACCUUGUGCCUUCGGGGCGACCUGUGUGGAUGAGAUCAAUGGGUACCGGUGUGUCUGCCCCCCAGGGCACAGUGGUGCUAAAUGCCAGGAAGUUUCAGGGAGAUCUUGCAUCACCGUGGGGAGCGUGAUACCUGAUGGGGCCAAGUGGGACGAUGACUGCAACACCUGCCAGUGCCUGGACGGGAGGAUCGCCUGCUCGAAGGUGUGGUGUGGUCCCCGCCCUUGCUCGCUGCACAAAGGGCACAGCGAGUGCCCCAGCGGGCAGAGCUGCAUCCCCAUCCUGGACGCCCAGUGCUUCGUGCGCCCCUGCACUGGUGUGGGUGAGUGCCGGUCCUCCAGCCUCCAGCCCGUGAAGACCAAGUGUGCCUCCGACCCCUACUACCAGGACAACUGUGCCAACAUCACGUUCACCUUCAACAAGGAGAUGAUGUCGCCGGGUCUCACCACAGAGCACAUUUGCAGCGAAUUGCGGAAUUUGAAUAUUUUGAAGAAUGUUUCUGCUGAAUAUUCAAUCUACAUAGCUUGCGAGCCUUCCCCUUCUGCAAACAAUGAAAUACACGUGGCCAUCUCUGCUGAAGACAUCCGGGAUGAUGGAAACCCAAUCAAGGAAAUCACCGACAAAAUUAUAGAUCUUGUUAGUAAACGAGAAGGGAACAGCUCACUGAUCGCCGCCGUUGCAGAAGUGAGAGUUCAGAGGCGUCCUCUGAAGAACAGAACAGAUUUCCUGGUGCCCCUGCUGAGCUCGGUCCUGACCGUGGCCUGGGUCUGCUGCCUGGUGACCGCCUUCUACUGGUGCGUGCGCAAGCGGCGGAAGCCCGGCAGCCACGCGCGCUCGGCCUCUGAGGAGAGCACCACCAACAACGUGCGGGAGCAGCUGAACCAGAUCAAGAACCCCAUUGAGAAGCACGGGGCCAACACGGUCCCCAUCAAGGACUACGAGAACAAGAACUCCAAAAUGUCCAAAAUAAGGACACACAACUCGGAGGUGGAAGAGGACGACAUGGACAAGCACCAGCAGAAAGCCCGCUUCGCCAGGCAGGCCACGUACACGCUGGUCGACAGAGAGGAGAAGUCCCCCCACGGCACGCCGGCCAAGCACCCGAACUGGACAAACAAACAGGACAACAGAGACCUGGAGAGCGCGCAGAGCCUGAACCGCAUGGAGUACAUCGUAUAGCAGACGGCGGGCGGAGUCUGAGGGCGCCCGGGGUUCCUGAAGCUUCUCCAGCUGUCCUGUCGUGUUCCGGUGCCAGGCUGUCCUUGACGUAG
This is a messenger RNA of Balaenoptera ricei (Rice's whale), 4265 nucleotides long. RefSeq names its product jagged canonical Notch ligand 1 (gene JAG1). The transcript is spliced from 26 exons. The record is from RefSeq and is a predicted model, not a curated record. The coding region runs from base 517 to 4173 and encodes 1218 amino acids. Gene Ontology annotation, biological process: cell communication; Notch signaling pathway; multicellular organism development. Gene Ontology annotation, cellular component: membrane. NCBI's taxonomy places the organism in Eukaryota, Metazoa, Chordata, Mammalia, Artiodactyla, Balaenopteridae. Gene Ontology annotation, molecular function: Notch binding; calcium ion binding.